Messenger RNA from Lachancea lanzarotensis, 1275 nucleotides. It is a transcript of the gene MRS2, whose product is annotated as LALA0S14e00320g1_1. Gene Ontology annotation, molecular function: magnesium ion transmembrane transporter activity. Bases 1 to 1275 code for a protein of 424 amino acids. The transcript has a single exon. Gene Ontology annotation, cellular component: mitochondrial inner membrane. The record is from RefSeq and is a predicted model, not a curated record. Gene Ontology annotation, biological process: mitochondrial magnesium ion transmembrane transport. Lineage: Eukaryota; Fungi; Ascomycota; Saccharomycetes; Saccharomycetales; Saccharomycetaceae.
AUGCGAUCUUUUAGGAGUUUCAAACCUUUGAGUAGGCUACGGUGGCCACCAGUUCGGAACUAUCAGCGUCUUUUGCCGGAGGAAAACCAGGGAAUUCUUUUUCUCAAGCCAAUUACACCAAACGAUGCGUUCGUUAGCUGUACUGUUUUCGAUAAACAAGGAAGCGUAUGUGCAGUAUCUAGAAAGUUCCCGAAGUGGACGUUUCUCCAAAACCACAACUUAUUUCCACGCGAUCUGCGAAAAAUCGAUGCCACGGCGGUAGAUGUGAUUCCUAGCAUCGUCGUCAAACCUACUUGCAUAUUGAUCAAUUUACUGCAUAUCAAAGCAAUGAUCCUUAAAGAUUCGGUAUACGUAUUCGAUACUUCGAAUUCCGAAGCUGCUGUGAAGCUUGGAGUUCUCAUGUAUGACAUGGAGUCCAAACUCUCUUCAGCAGCCGGAACACACUCUUCUCAACUGUAUGAGCAUCGCGCACUGGAAAGCAUUCUGAUGAAUGUGAUAACGUCGUUGGAGACCGAUUACAAGCAGCAUUAUGCGAUCUGUGGGAUUAUUUUGAACGACCUCGAAGACGAGAUCAACAGGGACAAACUGCGAGAUUUGUUGAUCAAAUCCAAGAACUUGUCUUCUUUCUACAAGAAAGCUCUGCUUGUCCGAGACGUCCUAGACGAGCUGCUGGACAGCGACGAAGAUCUCGCAGGCAUGUACCUUGGAGAGCAUAAGACCGAAAACGACAACUUUGCUGAUCUGGAGAUGCUACUCGAGACUUAUUACAAACAAUGCGAUGAGUACGUACAGCAGUCCGAAACUCUCAUUCAGGAUAUCAAAUCCACCGAGGAGAUCGUGAACAUCAUUCUGGAUGCCAAUCGUAAUGCGUUGAUGCUGUUCGAGUUGAAGGUCACGAUCUACACAUUGGGAUUUACUAUUGCCACGCUCAUUCCAGCUUUUUACGGUAUGAAUCUCAAAAAUUUCAUAGAAGACAGUGUUUGGGGGUUUGGAAGCGUGGUGGUAUUUUCGGUCAUUGGUGCAGCGAUCGUGACGCGGUCUAAUUACAGAGCACUAAGGUCUGUCACGAAGCUCACCAUGAUGAACAAUCAUACGGGCAUAAGUUCGGCAAAACAUGCCGCACAUGCCCACAAUGCCGUCGAUAGGGAAGUAGCCACUCUUCCAGCGCGUUGGGCUCGUGGACUUCGUUCUAUUUGGCGCGGCUCAAGCUAUCCAGUACGAAAAGGUAAAGAAAGAGACAUGAUUUGGAAAUGGCUUGUGGACGACAAAAAAUGA